Molecule: messenger RNA, 591 nt
Organism: Ilex paraguariensis (yerba mate)
Lineage: Eukaryota; Viridiplantae; Streptophyta; Magnoliopsida; Aquifoliales; Aquifoliaceae
Source: the annotation of a GenBank genome assembly
AUGUAUCAAUUCGUCAUUACUCUUUGUAUUAAGUAUUCAGAUUUUGAUAUAUUAGCAGCGGUAGGGAUUCAAUUUGCAGAGAACCAAUUAAAACCUGACAGCUCAGCUAAAGUGGCCCCACCAUCAAAGUUCGUCCUGUACCGAGUAAGAAAGGGUUGUGGCCGACUGACGGUGGGGGGUGAAUGGUGCCGUGGAGUGUUAGGUCGGUGGUGUGAGGGACAUUUGGGAGACAGCAACUUUGAUUUUGGCCCACUUGAGCCGAGUUUCUUUACCGGUGAGAAACAGCAGGAACAAGAGGACAGAGAGAAGAGAGGGAUUUGCAGGCCAGCCCUCUUCAAGAAAUCAAUGAGAAGGUAUAAUGUGGCAUGGUGGGCUUACUCUUUCCCCAUAACAGUGCUGGCUCUAGCUUCAACAAAAUAUGCACAGCAGGUGAAUGGUUGGGUAGCUCAGGCCAUAACGUUCAUUCUCUCAGCCCUAUCUGUUCUGGUCGCUGCUGGUUUGCUGGUUUUCACUGCACUCAACACUAAAAUUUUUUUACCUGAUGAUGAUCCCAUCCUCAAUCUUCCUAGUCAUUCACCAAGAGCAACGUGA